CCAAGUGGCUCAGAAUCCACUGAGGGAAAGAAGGGAAGCGGAGGAGAGCAGCAGCCUGUCGGUGUCAGAAUCAGUCACUUUGGAGCGCUUCCAGUGAGCAGAGGAGGAUGAUCGACAGCCUCUCUGGUGAACUCUCACAGGGCUGACCGGCCAACUCACACUGAUCAUCUCUGACUGAUUAUCUUUGUUUCCUACGACUCUCCAGCAACAUGAGCUCCUCAUCAGCCAACGUUCACAACAAACGCCUACCCUCGGAGACCGAGCGUGGCCAGAGGCUCCCAGAUGUAGACGCAGCACAGCAGCUCAAGUUGAGAGAGAGACAGCGUUUCUUCGAGGAGGUCUUCCAGCAUGAUGUGGACGUCUACCUAUCCUCGGCACACCUUUGCAUUCGAGACUAUAAGAGACCUCCAAUUGGUAGCAUCUCUUCCAUGGAGGUGAAUGUGGACUUCCUGGAUCAGAUGGAGCUGAUUGACAUCUCUGACCAGGAGGCUUUAGAUGUCUUCUUCAGCUCUGGGGGAGAAGAGGGCGUGCUGGCCUCCCCACUGCCAGUCCAAGGAAACAACAACAACGAGGAAGUAAUCAGUAAUGGGCUCUUUCGACAUGUCCUUGAGGGUCUUGAUGCCAAGUCCCGCAUGUCCUCCACAUCUUCAAACUCCUCCUCUGACAGUCAGAACCCCACUGCCAACGGAGGAGACACCCCUGUAGUCAGGUCAGACGAUGAUGAAACGCACACAAGCACAGUUAAGCGAAGAGCUGCGCCUCCAGAGGUAGAGAAGGUGAAAAGUCAGACUCCACCAUUGUCUUCGUAGGACACACCCUCUCCACAAUAGAUCUCCACCUGCAGCUUGGUAAUUGACACCUCGGUCAGGGGGCGAAGAGUGGACUUUGGGAUGCCAGCUAUUGAAAGACGCCUCUCAGCUGCAAAGUUCUUCCACACACUGGCUCUUCACUGCUUUCAACUUUACCUUUGAUUUAUGAGUUGCAGGUUGGGUUCUAUGUGUGUUUUGGAGGACGGGACCGUGAACUGUAAAUAUGGAGAUUUCCUAUUAAUUCUUUCCAUUCUUGUUUUGGCAUGUUUUGAAGGACAAUAUUUGCUCCUGUUUUGACCUCACAGGACUUUUCAUGAACGGUGAAUUUUGUACAGUAUUAACGCAACCCAGGACGGCAAAGCAGUGAUUGGAAUAAUAAAAAUACAACUGAAUGAACUAUGUCUUAUGGUAAAUUUGACAAUAGAAGGCUUCAGAUUAAUAAAUGUACUGUUCAUGAAAGAAACACUUUGUCCUGCCAAUGCAAAUUCUCUGUUUUCUAGCUCUAAUUUUAAAUGAAUCUCUCACAAGAUGUCUUUGUUUUCACAAUAAAGGAAGAGAGGAAAAUG
Messenger RNA from Micropterus salmoides (largemouth bass), 1375 nucleotides. Its product is annotated as dysbindin. The coding region runs from base 210 to 809 and encodes 199 amino acids. The record is from RefSeq and is a predicted model, not a curated record. NCBI's taxonomy places the organism in Eukaryota, Metazoa, Chordata, Actinopteri, Centrarchiformes, Centrarchidae. Gene Ontology annotation, biological process: negative regulation of protein kinase activity. Gene Ontology annotation, cellular component: cytoplasm. The transcript is spliced from 4 exons.